ACUAAAAUGACAUAUUAGGUCGACCUAAUCCUAUAUAAGGUCGACCUAAAAGUGCAUAUUAGGUUGACCUAAUCCUAUAUGAGGUCGACCUAAAAGUGCAAGUUACGGUGACAUGUAUGUCACCGUAGCAAAUUCCUUUAUAUCAUCAUCAUCAUCAUCAUCAUAUUGUUUAAAAUUUGUAUCCCCCCCCCCCCCCCCGGGAUUCAGAAUCCUGGCUUCGCUCCUGGCAAGCAUGCCGGCUUCAACAGAUGGUGGUCCACCGAAGAAGAAAAAGAAAAAAGGAAUGACUAUCGAAGAACGCCUUACCGAUGUGACUAGAGAAAUGAGAGAUCUUCGCCCUUUGAUUAAACAAUCUGUGGAUACAAUUGCUAGAGAACUUGGAGAGAGUGAUGAUAUCAUAAGCACGCGAGAUAAUCUCUUUGAGAGCUUGGAGCAACUUAGAGGGCUGGACCGAGAAGAGAUCAUUGAUGCAGUGACAGUCCUAUCGAACAAUGAUCGACACUUGAUGAUGUUCUACAAGAUACAAGACGUUUUGGACAAGCUGAUGUUUGUGAAAAGGUUGAUUGGUUGAAUGUAGGGAGAAGAGUUAGUAAUCCCAACUUGUAUAUAAGCUUUUUUGGGGGUUAUUAGUGCUUGGUCUUUGUGAUGUCAACUCGAACAUGGUGUUUUUAAGUGAUUAGUAGGGGUUGCUGUGAUCCCAUCUCGGACAUGAAGCCUUUUUUGGGGAUUACUUACUCUUCUUUUAGGCAUGUCAUAACAUUUUUCUUAGCUUGAAGUUGUACUGCAUUUGAUAUUUUAUGUUCUAAACUCUGCAAUUGGAUAUGAUUUGAAUCUGUCUACAAUUAUAUUCUACAGAACCAACCGUUGAUGUUAUAUGAUUUCAAUCAGUCUGCAAUUUUAUGAUUUCAAUCAGUCCGCAAUCACAUUCUGCAGAACCUACUGCAUAUGACUUCAAUUAGUCUGCAAUUACAUUAUGCAGAACCAACCUUUCAUGUUAUAUGAUUUCAAUCAAUCUUCAAUUUUAUGAUUUCAAUCAGUCUGCAAUCACAUUCUGCAGAACCUACUGUAUAUGAUUUCAAUUAGUCUGCAACUACAUUCUAGCUUCAACAAACUCUGCAUAUUUAUUCAUGUUUCAAUUUUUUCAAUCCUUACAUUAGCAAUCCUAUUACGACAGCCGCACACAACAUGUUGUGUGCAAACAAGCUUACAUUCCCCAUACAACCAUAUCCAUCCUAACACAACAACCAAGCAAUCCUAACACAACAUGCUCACACAACCAGAACCAUCCUAACACAACAACCUUGAUCAAAUAGGAUUACAUUCUGAAUAACCUAUCUCAACCCAAGUGUCCCUUCAACACGAGCCAUUCUGAAUAACCUAUCUCACAACAUAUUUGGAGAUGGCGGAUGAAGAACGACGCCCUACCGACAAUGAUGUUGUGACCGACGAAUGGCGGCAGUUGCUAUCCUCCAGAGCGCAACAAAGGAAAGGAUCGACAAUGGUGAGAAGAAACCCCAGCAGUGCGCGACCAAAUUUGGGAUCUUGUACAAAUAAAUAGAGAAGGUGAAUUAUGUAAUUGUGCAUUCUCAUUUUAUAAAUGCCACAUCUGUUCCCAAACGUGUGAUUUUCCUAAAAUUUCACACAAAUUUUAUAAAUUAAAAACCUAGGUUUUUAAACCAGUAAUUUGAGCCAAAAGCCACAAAUUAAAAACCUGGAUGCAAAUGACCUCAUUUGUUUUCUGUUCUCUAUUUGUGAUAAAGGUACUUAAUAUAACUCAUAGACGAGAUCCAAAUCUAUGCUUGGUCGAAGUACUAUAUAAGUAGUUUACAUAGUGCAUAAGAACUAUUUCAUGUGAUGGAUAAUGAAAUCCAUAAAUAGGCGAAAGAUUACUAGAUCCACAGAGCUUAAUCGACCCACAAAUCAUAUUGCAACAUUAUUCCAUAAGUGACUAUUACUUAGUGAUCUAAUAGCGGUUAUAAGUGUACUAGAUUUCAAGACUUUUGUUUUUUUAGACAGCUCAUUUCAAAGAGAAUGGAGUGGGAAUAAAUGUAAUCUUUACGG
Linum trigynum is the source of this 2061-nucleotide messenger RNA. The record is from the annotation of a GenBank genome assembly. Lineage: Eukaryota; Viridiplantae; Streptophyta; Magnoliopsida; Malpighiales; Linaceae.